CAAGGCUCAAAAGGGGGUAGCUGAAACUACCCCACCCGCUGGGGUAGAUCCGGCGCCUCUGUAGGGACCCGCGGGGAGUCUGAGUUGGACAACUCCCCGCGGGGAGUUGGACCGUGGAUCACAUGGCGCGACAAUGCGCGCAGCCAGUGAUGGCUUUGCAAAGCGUCUUCGAGUGGGUGCAGCAUGUGGUUAAGGCCGGCGCCCGCUGCUUUUCCAGCCAGGACGAAGACCAACACGUUCUCUGGGAAACGCUGGUGCCUCGCUACUGUUCCUCGACGGUGCCCGCCUUGGAGCUGCGGCGCGAGAACUUGGCCAUCGCCUUGGCGGGUCAGCUCUCGGUCUUCUUCUGCCGUUUCCUGACCGGACACUGGGGUGCCAGUGGCGUAGGCCUCUUAGUCUUCGUGGUGGGGAACAACGCGCGCUGUUCCCUGCAGGUCUCCGAGUUGACUUGUUACUUAGCACUCGCGGGGGGCGCCGGCAUGUUGGACGUCCUGGACCUCAUACAGCACGUGGUCACUGGAGCCAUCAUGGUGCACUUGCCCUUCGUGGAUCAUUUAGCCCUGAACCUGGAGGCCUUCAGCCUCCUUUUAGCACCUUGCUGUGAGCUUUACGGCAGCCAACUUGCUUACGGAUGCUAUCUUAGCCCGUCCAUGCUCUUCGAGCGUGACGACAGGCUCAUGAUGCAGUCCAUGAUGGAUCCCAGACAGUCCAUGAUGUUCUAUCCGAAUCCUCAUCGUUUCCACAGCCUGCCGAUCCGGCCGUCCGACCCGAUGCGUACGCGCAUGCCGCCCACAGAGGGAGGAGGAGCAGGAUGGGACGUGGCUUCCAUGAUUCCCGGCUGGCCGUGGCCAGAUGUGCGUGCCUACAUGCCUGACUUUGGCCAAGCCGGCCAGGUCGACGCUUUGGCAUCCUCCUCGCAGGAUUUGCCCCACGCGAUGAAGCGUCGCAAUGCCGUGGACGUGGCGUGCGCCGAGUGCGGCUGCACCAUCCGCGCAGGGCAAGGCCGUUGCGGCACCGGCGACUUCUUUGGUUCUGUCUACUGCAGCAAUUGCUGGAAUGUGUGGGGAUCGUCUCAAUCUGCUUAGAGGCCCCGGCGGAGAGCGGCGCCCGGGGUGAGAAGAAGAGAAUCGCCGCAGCCGAGCAAGGGGGGGCCAUCGGCGGAAAAAGGGUGCCCUGGGUGUGUCCGGUGGGUGCUGUCGUGAAAUCUUGGGGAUAGGUGGGUG
Durusdinium trenchii is the source of this 1223-nucleotide messenger RNA. Lineage: Eukaryota; Dinophyceae; Suessiales; Symbiodiniaceae. The record is from the annotation of a GenBank genome assembly.